AUGGCUCCUCACGCAGAUGGUCCAACCCUCCGCCCGGGUGACUCGACCGCUUCGGCCCGGUACCAUUCCUCGUCGACCCAGGACGCGAUUGACGCCGAGUAUAAGUACGCCGCCCACAACUACCACCCCCUCCCCGUCGUCUUCGCUCGCGCGCACGGCGCCGAUGUCUGGGACCCCGAGGGCAAGCACUACAUCGACUUCCUCUCCGCGUACAGUGCUGUGAACCAGGGCCACUGCCACCCGGAGCUGGUGAAAGCUCUCACCGAGCAGGCCGGGCGGUUGACCUUGAGCUCGAGGGCGUUCCACAAUGACGUAUUUCCGAAGUGGGCGGAAAAGGUGCAGUCCAUGUUCGGGUAUGACAUGGCUCUGCCAAUGAACACCGGCGCCGAGGCGGUGGAGACGGCGAUCAAGAUUGCACGAAAGUGGGCGUACAAAGUCAAGGGGGUGCCGCAGGGCAAGGCCUUGGUGUUUGGUGCCGCGGAAAACUUCCACGGCCGGACGAUGAUAGCGGUGACGUUGUCCACCGAUCCAGAGUCCAAGGACAACUACGGGCCGUACGUACCCAACAUUGGCGCCACUUCCCCAUCCACCGGCAAGCCAAUCCGGUACAACAACGUAGCCGACUUGGAGGAGGUACUCGACGCCCACGGGCCCGAAACGGCCGCGUUCAUCGUCGAACCCAUACAGGGGGAGGCGGGCGUGGUGGUGCCCGACGAUGAUUACUUGGCCAAGGUCCACGCUCUUUGCAAGAAGCACAACGUGCUGCUGAUCUGCGAUGAGAUCCAGACGGGCAUUGGUCGCACCGGACGGAUGCUGUGCUCGCAGUGGGCCGGCAUCAAGCCAGACAUGGUUACUUUGGGGAAGGCCAUCUCCGGCGGCAUGUAUCCGGUCAGCUGCGUCCUCAGCAGCAAGGACAUCAUGCUCGUCGUCGAGCCCGGGACGCACGGCUCGACGUACGGCGGGAACCCCCUAGGGUGCGCCGUCUCGAUUCGCGCGCUCGAGCUCAUGGAAGAAGAGAGGCUUACCGAAAAGGCUGAGAAGCUCGGCCAGGUCUUCCGCGACGCACUGGCCGCGUUUCACUCACCCGUCAUCAAGACGAUCCGCGGGAAGGGGUUGCUGAAUGCGGUCGUCAUAGACGAAUCGCAAACAAAUGGCCAUUCGGCCUGGGACCUCUGCAUUCUCCUCAAGCAGAAGGGACUCUUGGCUAAACCGACGCAUGGGAACAUCAUCCGAUUCGCGCCCCCAUUAGUCAUAUCGGAGGCGCAGCUUCGGAAGGCGACGGCUAUCAUUGGCGAUGCGCUGCGAGAGUUGCCAAAAUCGAAGAAGUCAGAGCACGGUUCCGGAUUGGAGAAUUGA
Molecule: messenger RNA, 1356 nt
Organism: Durotheca rogersii
Lineage: Eukaryota; Fungi; Ascomycota; Sordariomycetes; Xylariales; Xylariaceae
Product: ornithine aminotransferase
Exons: 3
Coding region: 1-1356 (451 amino acids)
Cellular component (GO): cytoplasm
Molecular function (GO): identical protein binding; L-ornithine transaminase activity; pyridoxal phosphate binding
Source: RefSeq, a predicted model, not a curated record